Molecule: messenger RNA, 4822 nt
Organism: Brienomyrus brachyistius
Lineage: Eukaryota; Metazoa; Chordata; Actinopteri; Osteoglossiformes; Mormyridae
Gene: bcam
Product: basal cell adhesion molecule (Lutheran blood group)
Exons: 16
Coding region: 162-2006 (614 amino acids)
Cellular component (GO): plasma membrane
Source: RefSeq, a predicted model, not a curated record
GACACGGAGACCAGCUUCAGAUUUCUCCGGCGAGAGAGAGAGAGAUAACGAAGGGGAGGGAGAGAAACUAGAGAGGGAAAGCCGACAGAUUAGUUAGCGACCGAGGAGACGAACUUCAGCCACAGUAAACAGCGCAAAUCAUACAAAAUAUUACAAACGAUAUGGAAGGGAUGGUAGUACUGGGAAGAACGUCCUUCGUAUACACCUUGCUACUUUGGUCUUUAAAAGACUGCUGGUGCUCAGUGAUGGUGACAGUGACCUCCAAAGUGGACGCCAUCAAAGGAGAGACAGCCAUCCUGCCCUGCUCCUUCAGCUCGCCGGUGACCCACAGCAACACCUUCAUUGAAUGGUUCAUUGAGGAGGGUGGAUCACGAAAGCGGGUGGCCUUCAGGACUGUGUCAGGCAUGCCUGAGGGCAUUGAUGAGGGCAACCAGCUCUCGGGCCGGGUGUCCAUGGGGCAGAACAACUCACUGUUGAUCUCUCCAGUGAGGGUAGAAGACGAAAGGCGCUUUCACUGCCAGGUGACAGCAGGCAUUUCUGGGACCGGAGAGGCAACUACCAAGCUCAGUGUCUUCUUUGCACCAGAGAAGCCUGUGGUGGCAGGAUCCAGCCAGCCCAUUCCUGUGGAUCAGACCCCCAGCCCUCAGGUUGGCCAUUGCACCAGCCGGAAUGGCUUCCCAGCACCCCGCCUCAUCUGGUACAAGAACUUAAAUCCGCUCCCAGAAGUCAAAGACCACAAUGAGCCUACAUACAUGGUCUCCAGCGUGGUGAAGGAGGCCUCAGGUCUCUUCACUGUGUCCAGCACCCUCUAUCUGCGGCCUAAAAAGGAGGACAAGAACGCCAAGUUCCGUUGCACUGUGGAGUUCAGCAUGCCCAAUGACCAGAUCGAACAGCAGAGCUCUGAGGCCUUCAACCUCACCCUCCUCUAUCCCACAGAGGUAGUGACCUUCAGCCUCAUGAAUUCUGUGCCAGUGAAGGAGGGUGAUGCCGUGACGAUGAAGUGUAAGGCUGAUGGCAACCCUGAACCGACAUACGAUUUCACCUUUAUUGAUAAGGGAAAAGAAACUCCCAAGCAUGCUACUAAUGGACUGCUGACCCUGCAUCCUGUAACACGGGCAGACAAUGGGACUUAUAGAUGUGAAGCUCUGGACUUUGAUGCGAAGGAUGUUGAGCUCACCAAAGAGCUCAAGCUUUUCGUUCACUAUCUGGAUCCAGUGAAGAUCACUCCUGCUGGACCCCAUGUCGUGCCUCUUGGGGAGAGCAUCCAGUUACAGUGUAAGACCAAGGGCUCUGAUGUUCACACGUUGGAGUGGAAGAAGGGGACAGCAACACUAUCCAACAGCGGCACACUGGUGAUAAACUCAGCAUCGUAUGCAGACGCGGGACUCUACAUCUGCGAGAGCAACGUGUUCACUGUCCCCGGGCUCUACGCUAGAGGCAAUGUCACAGUCCGGGUUUCGGGAAAACCAGAGAUUGCUCCUGCUCCCGAGGCCAAAGUACAAAACAUGGGUGACACUGUGACAGUCUCCUGCUCUGCCUAUGGAUACCCUGACCCUCAGUUCUCCUGGACUCCUUCAGGCAAACAGGCGGUUAUGAUCCAGGAGAACAAGGUCAUUAGCACAAUAACGCUUGAAGCUACAGAGACCGUGCUUAAUGGCGGGGUCACAUGUGAAGCCACGAAUGAGCAUGGAAAGGAUACCCGACAGUUCAUGGUUGUCAUUAGCAAAGAAUCUUCCACAGACAGCGGUGGUGCGGGCAGAGCUGACAAGCAGCAGGGCGGCGCCGCUGGUGUCGUGGUGGCAGUUGUAGUGUGUGUGCUGCUGCUCCUCCUGCUGGUCACUCUGUUGUACUGCCUGCAGAAGAACGGAAAGCUGCCCUGUGGGAAAGAGGAUAAGAAAGAAGUUGGUUCUGGGGAUAUAAAAAAUGACAUCGUGGUGGAGAUGAAGUCCGAGAAAGCCAAGGAGGAUACAGAGCUGCUCAGCAAGCAUCCAGCUACAGAGCAGUGAUGAACAGAAGGAUGGACAGAUAAGGAUGGGUGGAGGGACCAGUGAGGAUGGGGUCAAAAUGGUGAUCGGAUUUUUUUUUACAUUUUUUUAAAACCCAGACACAGAACUGAGCGAAACUUCUGGGGAGUAAAGGAAACUUGUGAUGUCAUGGAGGACAAAGGAUUCCAGGUUAUCCUGCUGCACCACAGCUUCUCUGUAAACUGGGAAAUAGAUCCUGGCCUUCAAGGCAGGUUAAUGCAGUACAGUUUGGCCAGACACAGUAUGUUACAGUUAAAUUUCUGCCUCGAGACGCGACACACUGAUUGGUUAAUGGGUUUCUGGGCUAUGUGCUUGUGUCUGUGCUGUAAGCUAGCAUGUAUAUCUGUAUUGUGAUGUUCAUGUUUAUCUGUGUGGUGUGUAUGCUCUUUGAAUUGCAUGUGCGUUCAUUCUGCUUGUUUUUCAUGCUAUAGGGUUGGGGCGGGGGGGUGCCCUCUCAGCAUUGCCUGCUCAUACACGCACUGGCUGAAACCCACACUCCCGUUCUGUCAUGCCAUAAACAUUGUUUUUCCAGCCAGAUCAGUUCAGCCAUACUUCCCUGUGGAGUGCUGUUACGAAGCGGACGACUAGAACACAUCUGUGUUUCAAGUCUGGGUUUUAAAAUCUGGGUAUCGCCAAUGUUAAUUGGUAUCAUUUGCCCAUACCUGUUUCUGCUUUUGGAAAAAGGUUUCGAUAAUCUUUUUUAAAAAUUUGCUUUAUAUUUUCUUCGUCUUGGGGCUUUAACCACACCGAAUGGGAAAUAUUUAUGUGUUUUUAAAUCACCACCAGCUUUACUCUUUUCCCAAUCCUAUUUUGGGAUUUUUCAGUUAUGUAGACUUUUGCAGAUUGGGUUUUCCCCCACCCCUAACCGCACAGUGUCCUGAGAGACCUUGACUCCUUGUUGGUGACCGUGGGAAACAUUAGGCAGACAAAUAUAAAAAGCUUUGCAGUCACAGUCAACCCUUAUUUGCCCGAAAUAUGUGUUUUGCUAGUGCUUUUAGAACAAAAUGAGAAAGUACAAGUCACGAUUUUGUGUUUUUUGAACCCAAAUCUGUAUUAACAGACCUUUAAUAAUCACGUAAAUGUACUCUCUCCAUUCUGCACUCUUUAUCUUGCUAAAAAAACACAAUUCAAAAUUAUUCCAUGGGCCGUCUGAAUUCCCCAUUUAGUGGCAAACUGUGCCUGUGAGUCAAUAUGGCGAAAAUGAAAUUCAGUGAGCUGGCAUUAAAUAACCAUUUUUCCCUGAUAAUCUUGCAAUGUGUCCAGUACGAUGGAGCUGUCCUCACCCCAGGCCUUUAUAGAGCAGAAUAUGGAGUGUCAACAUGCAUCACAACAACAACAAUAACAAGCUGUCUGACAGUUCUUAAAGGGACAAGAUGGGAAAUGUAGGAGCAGGGGAUGCCUUUGGAUUAUUACUUUAUAUGGAUUAUGGUAAAUAGGUUUCAAUGACUUUAAGUGUCAGUGCGUUGAAUUAUAUAUAUAUAGUUUUCCCUCCUGGGAAAGGCAAUUAGUUUGCCUUGUUUUUUACAGCACAGAUUACAGUGCCAAUGACUUUGAAUUACACUGGAAUUAAUUAAUGCGGAUCCCACUUUGAUAGAGAUGUUUUUAUUGCUGGAGCUGAGAAAUUUCGCAUACAACUGCUUUUUAUAUGUAUAUCUGAUCUCAGCUCAUCAUGGAUUUGAAAAUGUUUGGCUUAAUGACUGUUAACGAGGUCUGUGAUUGCAGGUAAACCUGUGAUUUGGUAUGUAAAACAAUGAAUGCUUGCCUGUUUGCCUAUUUGAUGUUAAAAAUUGUGAUAUGAAAUGGAUCUUCAUUUUUUUAAUGGUACUACUUUACUGCUGUUGAACUACUGAUUUGUUUCUUAGUUGUUUCUACCCUCACAGCAGUAUAUAUAUAAAUAUAUGUUUUAUAUAUAAUAUUAUUUUUAUUAUUAUUUUUCUUUAGGACUCUGCUCUUGUUUAAUGAAACCUGGUGUGUGUGCUUUUGCUCUUGUAUAUUGUAUAUUUUGUGGUAUGAAUCUGAUAGCUCUGUAGAUUGUUGUGUCUUUUUAUAGUCAGUAGACAUUUUCCUGCAGUGUCAGAAAACCACCAAAACAACGUAGAACCCUUCAAAAACUCUGUAGGUUUUUGACAUGCUUUAAAAAGAGUUAUCAAUUCACUUGCUUUGAAAUAUCUGUUUGCUUCCUGUUCUUAUUUUUGCUUUAUUCGCUGAAUAAUUCACUUGGCUGUUUUACAGACCAUUUUGUUGAUAGAAUCCCUCCACUGUAGCUAUGUCUGCGGCAGUGACGUGGUCAUACUCUUCUCAUUUAGGCACAACACUAUAUUCACAGGUCAGUAACUGCACACUUGUUUAAUAUGAUCCACAAGCUGAGUUAAUACUUCACUUUUCUCAUUCAAGUAUGUCGCUGGUCAAGGUGAUUUGGAAAUGGCUUAUAUGUAGGAUGAUAGUUUCAUGGUCACUGUUUAGUACAACUGUUUAACGUAAGAUUAAAUGUGCAGUGCAGACAUGGGUGUUGAUUAAUGCGAAGGCCAUCAUUAUCAUAAUCAUGACCAUCAUCCCCAUCAUCAUCAUCAUCACUUCAUCGAAAAGCAAACAUCUUCACAGCACAUUUUCCGAGCUGCUUGUAAACAAAUCUUCAAAACCUCAAAGUCAGUGCUUUUAGUUUUCUGAUGGUCCUGUAGCUUUUACCAUUAACUAUAGACUCCACUUUAUAUCUAUCAAGUCCCAUCAGUGAUUAUGUAAUUCUGCAGGCUUUCCUCCAAAAGUCCAUUACAAUAUUAAAAGCCUUCCUCGAUUAGCAA